AUGUGGACACUUGACUUGAAAUGCGUAUCAUUCAGAUCAGCAGAUAUACAAUUGGCAGCGUUUCACCCGAAUGCAUCUUUCGGAGAGAGUGCGGUGACAAUCAUUUCAGGUGUACGAGUGGCAGCAAGUGUGUCUCUGUGUACUGAAAACGACUUCAAUGAUGGUAGUGACGAAGAGGGGUGUGAUUCUGAGCAAAAGACUCAGUGUGACGAAGAUGAGUUCAGGUGCGCAACAGGAAACAAGUGCAUUUCUUCAUCAUUCCGGUGUGAUACAGAUAAUGAUUGUGAUGAUGGCAGCGAUGAAAAGGAUUGUGAUACGAGGGAAUGUGACAAAAAUGAGUUCAGAUGCGUAACAGGAGACAAGUGCCUCCCUUCAUCAUAUCGGUGUGAUUCAGAUAGAGACUGUGAUGAUGGCAGUGAUGAAGAGGGCUGUGAUAAGAUUGAAUGUGACGAAGAUGAGUUCAAAUGUGUAACAAGUGGUAGCUGCAUUAAUGCAUCAUAUCGGUGUGAUUCUGAUGAAGACUGUGAAGAUGGCAGUGAUGAACAGGGCUGUGAUAAGAUUGAAUGUGACGAAGAUGAGUUCAGAUGUGCAACAGUAGACAAGUGCAUUUUAUCAUCAUUUCGGUGUGAUACAGAUGAUGAUUGUGGUGAUGGCAGUGAUGAAGAGGGCUGUGAUAAGAUUACCUGCGGAGAGGAUCAGUUUACUUGCAAAAGCGAUGGCACUUGCAUCCCCAUGGCCUGGAAGUGUGAUUCUGACAACGACUGUCCGGAUAGCAGCGACGAGGAUCAGUGUGAGGAAGAAAGCUGCAGAGAUGAUCAGUUUACUUGCAAAAGCGAUGGCACUUGCAUCCCCAUGGCCUGGAAGUGUGAUUCUGACAACGACUGUCCGGAUAGCAGCGACGAGGAUCAGUGUGAGGAAGAAAAAAAAUGUGGAAUCGACAAUUAUAAAUGCAGAGAUAACACAUGCAUACCCUUGAGCUGGGUCUGUGAUGGCGAAGAAGACUGUGGCAAUGGUGAUGAUGAAGAAAAAUGCAGCUCUCAAGUCGAGUGCAAAGCAGGCGAAGUGUUGUGCGCAGGAAACUCCACUUGUCUGCCAAAGAGCAAGUGGUGCGAUGGUGCCAGGGACUGUGAGGACGGCAGUGACGAGGCGGACUGUGGUGUGAAGGCCAAACCGAGGGAAAAAUGCAGAGACGACGAGCUAGUGUGCAAGUCAACGGGUUCCUGUAUAUCUUUCUUCGAGGUGUGUGAUGGUAUAAGCGACUGUGACGACGGCAGUGACGAGGAGCAGUGCAUAGAUAGCUGUGGCAGUGAGGACACCCCUUGCAUGCACGAAGCCACGUGUUCGCUUGAAUGUCAGGGAGAAGAGGAAUGUUCUACGCUAGAAUAUGGAUGCUUUGUGUUUGAAUGCAAUGCCAACUACUCGAUCUGCGACACCAAUAAAUGUUUCCAUGAUCUGCUGAAAUGUGACGGAGAGAAGGACUGUAAGGAUGGGAGCGACGAGGCCUUCUGUCGUGAGCCCACAGAAAGAUGCGCGGAGGGAUACACCCAGUGCAGGACCGGAACUCGCUGCAUCCGGGACUCGUGGCGGUGCGACGGCGAAAAGGACUGCCCCAGCGGAGACGACGAAGAGAAUUGUAGCGACUGCGGAAGUCACUUCACCUGCGAAGAUUCCAAGAAGUGUAUUCCGACCUCGUGGAAGUGUGACGGCGUGAUCGACUGCCACGACGGAACCGAUGAAUAUAGCUGCCCUGUUUUACAGACAUGUGAGGAAUUCUGGUGCGACUCUGAGACCAAGUGCAUCGCCAAUAUCUGGAAAUGUGACGGGGACUUCGACUGUUUAGACGGCACCGAUGAGGAGGGCUGCCCUGAGGUGCAGUCCUGUCAUGAGGAUAUUGGGCAGCUAAGAUGUGACAACGGCACGACCUGUGUUGAUGCUGAGAAAGUCUGUGAUGGAAUCAGAGACUGUGAAGACGGUUUUGACGAAAAUCGUUUCUGUGAGAAGGCAUGCCAGCCAGGGAAGUGUAGCCACACAUGUGUGAAGAGCCCGAGCGGGGGGGUGUGCACGUGUCCGGAAGGCCAAGUAAUUGACGACCUGGGAACCACUUGCCAAGACGGAAUACCCCCUGCCUUCAUUCUUGUUGCUUCGUCAAACAAGGUGGAGGCUCUGUCUCUGGACGGCUCAACAAACUUCACAGUUUACGAAGGGAAGAAAAGGGAAAACGUCACGAUAGUUGCCGUCGCAUAUGACCCUGUAACUGACAUGGUGUUUUGGAGUCUGAGCCAGCAUGGUGGAAUAUAUAAGAAACCUUUGAGAAGUCCAGGCGCCGCUGCAUAUAUCAUUGAUACAGAUGGGAAGCCCGUGGAUGGCCUGGCCGUGGACUGGCUGGGAAGAAACCUGUACAUGGCGGACAGUGGGCGGAACCGCAUCACAGUGUGCGACUUGAACGGCGUUUAUUGCAACACGCUCGUGCCGGGAGUGACGGCUGUGAGAGGCAUUCAAGUCGAUCCCGUCAACAGAAAGCUGAUAUGGUCCACAUGGCUAUCCUCCAAGAUCGAAAUCGCCAACAUGGACGGGUCGAACCGCACCCUCCUCGUCCCAGACCUCCGUUGGCCAAAUGCAAUCGCCGUAGAUCCAUCGAAAAGACGCCUCUACUUCUUCGACGCCCGGACCGAUAAGGCUGAGGUGAUUAACUACGACGGAACGAAACGGAGGAAUCUGGUAAACGCUAACCUGACACACCCUUAUGCCAUGGCUUUGUGGGGGAAUAAACUAUACUACACAGAAUGGAUAAAUGACCAAGUGUGGACCUGUGACAAGAAAGACUGCGGUAACCGAAAGCAGCUGACGAGAUGGCACGAGAGAACGCCCUAUGGCAUUGUGUUGUACCAUCCCGAUAUGUACUCUGAGGCUGAAAAUUCCUGCCGAGAAAACACCUGUUGUAAACUCUGCCUGCUGUCUUCUUCCUCUGAAAACGGAUACAAAUGCCUGUUCGAUGACCCCAGUGAAUGUGGGGAGACGAAGAAGUCAAAAAAACUGGUAGUUGCUUAAGAAUGGAAAGUUCACCAUUGGGCCAGUGAAAUUAAUUUACUUGUUUUUCGUCAGCAUCCACGUGUUAUAGUGGCACAGCUUCUAAUAUCCUUUUUUAUUCCGAAAUUGUUACUGUUUUGUGGGUAAACAGCAAAAAACUAACAAAAAUUUUGUCAGUUGAAAAUACGCUUCAGUAUAGUUAUCGAGUUUAUAUAUGUGUAUGUAUAUAUGUGUG
Messenger RNA from Penaeus indicus, 3262 nucleotides. RefSeq names its product low-density lipoprotein receptor-related protein 2-like. The transcript is spliced from 25 exons. Gene Ontology annotation, cellular component: apical plasma membrane; signaling receptor complex; plasma membrane. NCBI's taxonomy places the organism in Eukaryota, Metazoa, Arthropoda, Malacostraca, Decapoda, Penaeidae. Gene Ontology annotation, biological process: receptor-mediated endocytosis. The record is from RefSeq and is a predicted model, not a curated record. Gene Ontology annotation, molecular function: hormone binding; protein binding. Bases 1 to 3048 code for a protein of 1015 amino acids.